Messenger RNA from Carassius gibelio (silver crucian carp), 2070 nucleotides. RefSeq names its product NAD(P)(+)--arginine ADP-ribosyltransferase 2-like. The transcript is spliced from 3 exons. Bases 202 to 996 code for a protein of 264 amino acids. Lineage: Eukaryota; Metazoa; Chordata; Actinopteri; Cypriniformes; Cyprinidae. The record is from RefSeq and is a predicted model, not a curated record. Gene Ontology annotation, molecular function: NAD+ poly-ADP-ribosyltransferase activity; NAD+-protein-arginine ADP-ribosyltransferase activity.
UAUUAGCUAUAAAAGCAGCUUCAAACUUUUCAUCUGUUGAUUUGAAGAGGUCAUCUGAAUGAGAACAAAUAACUUUUCUGCACUUCACUUCACAUUGUUACUCCUGAGCUCCUGAAAAAUAACUGAAAGAAAACUCACUCUGAAAAAGACAACAUUGUUUUCAGAUCUACAAGAUCAUCGGAAAGAUCUGUCUGAAUCAAGAUGCUGCUGAUCAUUGAAGCUCUUCUUCUCAUUUCAGCUGCUCUAGGAAAGGAUCAUAGAGCAGCUGUUAAAGGACAGAUAUUUCCACUGGAUAUGGCACUGAAUUCAGUUGAUGACCUUUAUUACGGCUGUAAAGAGAAAAUGGCAAAGCAGGUGGACAAAGAAUAUCUGAAGAAGGAACUCAGAAACUCAGUUGAUUUUGAAAAGGUUUGGAAAAUUAGUAAAAAAAAAGUAUCCCGCAAUUUUUUGGGCAAAUUAAAACCAAACAAUAAAAUUGCUAUUUAUGCGUACACUUACACCCAGAACAACACACAUAUAUAUGUUAAGUUCAAUAAUGACACUCGGUAUGGCAAACAAAACUACCCAGUCAUGAAAUACAAAUGGUAUUCACUUCACUUUCUGUUAACAGAAGCACUGCAUAUUCUAAAGAAAAAACAAAAUACAUGCUUUGAUACUUUUCGCUGUACAAAGGUUAAAUUUGAGAAUGAUGUUCUGAACAAAGAGGUUCGUUUUGGCUCAUUUACAUCCUCCUCUCUUGAUCGUAGUAUAGCAAAACGUUUUGGAACUGAAUCUUGUUUUGAAAUACACACUUGUGAAGGAGCUAAUAUUACAAAAUAUUCUAUGCUUCGUCAUGAGGAAGAGGUGUUGAUUCCUCCAUAUGAGAAGUUCAAUGUUACUGAUAUCAGGACAAGAACAAAUCAGAAAAAUCACGGGUGUAAGACUGUGUUUGUGUUGAACAGCACUGGAAUAAGAAGUGACCUGAACUGUGCUCUAUAUAACCAACCAAGGCCAUAGCAAAAUACUGAGGUGUGUGCUGAACAACGGGCCUUGAAUUUACAUGAAAUCUCGUGUGACACUGUGUUUAGAAAAGUAAGUUCUUCAUCCAACAAUGUAAAAAAGACCCUUUUUUGAAUGUUGUACUUCUUUCAUGUGACUGAUUGUAUUAAAAAGUGCUAAGGUCUGUGUAACGCUUCACAAUUCAAUUUUCAGACCAUAUGGAACAAAUGAAAAAAUUUAAAAAUGAAAUCAAACAUAAAUCUUUUUAUUGUUUUCAGCUACUUCAUAAAUGACAAUGACCAAUUUCCAUUUUCCACCACUUACACUGGUGGACACUAUUAAUAAUAAACACUACUAUUUACAGACAAACAGAAUAGGCCAGAAUAUGAAAGCAAAUUGUGCUAAAUUGCACGUUAAAGGGUUAGUUCAGCCAAAAAAGAAAAAUAUGCCAUUUAUGACUCACCUUCAUGUCGUUCCAAACCCGUGAGACCUCCGUUCAUCUUCGGGACACAGUUUAAGAUAUUUUAGAUUUAGUCAGAGAGCUCUCAGUCCCUCCAUUGAAGCUGUGUGUACGGUCUACUGUCCAUGUCCAGAAAGGUAAGAAAAACAUCAUCAAAGUAGUCCAUGUGACAUCAGAGGGUCAGUUAGAAUAUUUUGAAGCAUCGAAAAUACAUUUUGGUCCAAACUACGACUUUAUUCAGCAUUGUCUUCUCUUCCGUGUCUGUUGAGAGAGAGUUCGAAACAAAGCAGUUUGUCAUAUCCGGUUCGUGAACGAAUCAUUCGAUGUAACCAGAUCUUUUUGAACCAGUUCACCAAAUCGAACUGAAUUGUUUUAAAUAGUUCGCAUCUCCAAAACGCAUUAAUCCACAAAUGACUUAAGCUGUUAACUUUUUUAAUAUGGCUGACACUCUGCAUUACUACACUGCAGUGAAUCACAACAGACCCGGAAGAGAAGCCCUUUUGAAAUUCUCUUUGGCAACCCACCAUUUAUGGGUAAAGAAAGUGGGUAAACAACAGCUACCAUCUACAGGUGUGUGAGCAUGACAUGUUGAGUUAUUGCAAGGAAAUGUCUUCUCUGUUGUCUAAUGUCUG